CCUUGGAGAUGCUCAAAUUUGAAAUCAAUAUAAACAAAGUGCUAGCCGACAGCCGUAAUUUGAGCCGUAAUGAGCAAGUGACUCUUUAGUGCCCUGGAGCAAGUAAUGAGUAAUCUUGCCCGUAAUCGUAAUGUUUGCGUAAGGUGUUUUUAUCCUUGUUUUUAUCAUUGAGUGCUGCCUGUAUUGGAUUUAUUGGAUAGAUUGAGCGCACGUUCCAAGAAGGGCCAUGGAGAAAGUUAUUGUCGCUGUUGCGCUACAUGUCCUUUUCAUUUCCGCCUGCAAUGCCGUCGCUCCGGCAAUGUCUGUGCGCACCAGCGCUGACGACACGGAUCGUCUGCUGGUGAUGCCCCGGCAUCCGUUCAUCAUCAACUGCUCGCUGGAGAACAGCGACGCACCCAACGUACUGGUCGUCUCCUGGUAUAAAUCGUCGGAAGGCAGUGAGCGUCAGAAGAUCAACUCCACGGACCGGGUGAAGACGGCCGGAGACUCGCUGGUCAUUCUGGAGCCGUCGCCCAUGGACGACCCGGGCAACUACACUUGUGUGUUCGACGUGAAAACUGCCGAAGGCCGGCCCGAGGCUACUGUCCAGGUUAUUGCAAACGUCACCGUGAGGAUGCCAGGAGUUUCCAUAAAUAAGAUGGAGGGAGAGGAUCUGGUCAUUCACUGCAAAAUGCGCGGAAAACCCUGGCCAGUCGUCCAUUGGACCAAAGACGCCCACCCGAUCGCCGAGGCCAUCGGGAACGCCUCCACCCGUCUACAGUUGGAGCAGGACGAGCUCGGCUUCCCGUCGGCGCUGCUGUCGCUGUCGACGCUGCGACGGCCCGACGACGUCGGCGACUACUGCUGCCACGCCCAGAGCGUCGCCAACGCGGCCGUGGGGUGCACCAUCGUCAGGGUUAAAGACAAGUACGCCGCGCUGUGGCCGGUGAUUGGUAUCGUGGCCGAGCUGCUGCUGCUCGCUGCCAUCAUCUCCUUCUGCGAGUCCAGGAAGCCCAAGCCGGCCGUGGUGGAGGAUCCCGACCAGGAGAGCUCCGCAGACAAGUCAGUGACCGCGGCUCCGGCCGUCCCCCCGGCGCGAGUCGUCAGCUGUGAUAGCUACUUGGCACCUCCUCCACCGGGACAGACUGCAGGGGACGUGCGACAGCGCAAAUAGACACCUGGCGGCCAAACUCGGAACCUGUCGUUUCAUCGACCCUCGCAAAAGGACGGGUCCGUGGGAAUCCCAACAGGCGGCAGGACCGUACGCUAUACAGUGCCCAGGGGCUUACUUUGUACAGUUUCGUCAAGUGUGUAUUGUGUUUCGUGUCCCCUGUUCAGUUCGGGAUGGUGGACCAAAAAAUGGAGACCGACCUGCGCAUACGUUAAACUCUGUAACUGGGUGGCCAAGCUUAACUGAACAUUUAUCAGUCUGACUAGUGGAUCCUCUUUGCUGAGGAACGACGGUUGGAACCGAGAUCGGUCUUGCUCGUGGUGUGAAUGGUUUGCUGUUAUGUGACUGCUGAAGGUUCUCAGGCCCAUCACUAUCUGCCUUAUUCACACGUGUCCCAGUGCAAUAACACUUGUGUAAAUGUUACCUGCUCAAUAUUUGGGGUUAACUGACAUUUGCAAAUAUGGGCGUGGUUAAAAGCAGGUUUGGCGCAUGACACUCCGAGUUCUUUGAGCCUUUUCAAAAGUCCAUCCAUGAGUAAGGGAUUAUUAACGAUUUCUGUGCGCUGUGCAUUUUUUUUCUCAAUGUGAUUUGAAUUCGUCGUUACAUUUAUGUUGUGCAGUGGACAUUUAAAUGCAUGAGCACAUCGU
This is a messenger RNA of Amphibalanus amphitrite, 1797 nucleotides long. RefSeq names its product basigin-like. Gene Ontology annotation, cellular component: plasma membrane; axon. Bases 227 to 1153 code for a protein of 308 amino acids. The record is from RefSeq and is a predicted model, not a curated record. Lineage: Eukaryota; Metazoa; Arthropoda; Thecostraca; Balanomorpha; Balanidae. Gene Ontology annotation, biological process: axon guidance; dendrite self-avoidance; homophilic cell-cell adhesion. The transcript is spliced from 7 exons. Gene Ontology annotation, molecular function: cell-cell adhesion mediator activity.